Messenger RNA from Pieris brassicae (large cabbage white), 5381 nucleotides. RefSeq names its product mucin-4-like (gene Cda5). Bases 56 to 4603 code for a protein of 1515 amino acids. The record is from RefSeq and is a predicted model, not a curated record. Gene Ontology annotation, molecular function: chitin binding; hydrolase activity, acting on carbon-nitrogen (but not peptide) bonds. NCBI's taxonomy places the organism in Eukaryota, Metazoa, Arthropoda, Insecta, Lepidoptera, Pieridae. Gene Ontology annotation, biological process: carbohydrate metabolic process. The transcript is spliced from 16 exons. Gene Ontology annotation, cellular component: extracellular region.
CCGCGCAGCUUGACGCGUGAUGUGCUAGUGCCAGUGAAGUGACUGUGUGUGCACUAUGGGCUCUAUGCGAUACUUCAGCGCAGGCGCGCUGUUUACACUUGUCUUAUUAACAGAAUGUCUCGGGGCAAACGACCGUUCCCGGCAGCGCUCCGGACCAAUCAGGAGCGUUCCGGUCGCGGCGGAUAUAAAACGAGAGGCUGACUUCGACUGCCCCGAAGAGUUUGGCUACUACCCUCAUCCCACUGACUGUACGCUAUACUAUGUCUGCGUAUUUGGCGGCGCACUACUUGAAUCGUGUACUGGCGGUCUUAUGUACAGCCAUGAGCUCCAAACAUGUGACUGGCCACGUAAUGUCGGCUGCGAUGCUACCGGCGCUGUUGUCGCUGAAGACUUGGAGAGGCUAAAUGAGAGGGAACCACCACCACCUCCACCCCGCAGGAACCCACCACCAGCCCCACGUCUCCAGCCAAAACCAGUUGUCACCUCACGAGGACAGCCACAAUACAGUCGCCGAGAAGAAUAUGAAAAGCAACAACAAUUAUAUGCUGAGGUGGAUGAUCUACCACCAGUCGAAGAACUUGAAACCGACAGGCAACAGAGGGUGUACAGGGGGCAACCAUCAACAAUAGGACAGGUUCAAAAGGACAGAGACGGCUAUGUGUCACAGCCCAUAUCAUCUGGAAGGACUCUUAAUGCUAAUAUUAUUCCCGCUUCGUUGAACCAGAACAGCAAAAUUGGAUCAUUCUCUUUUGGAAGCCAGGUUGAUGAGAGAAGAACAGCUACAGCUACGCAGGCGCCUCAAACUUACAGUUUGGAACCCACUGAAAGCAUUCCACCAUCAUCUUUCUCGGCCAGCCCUCGCCCCAAAAUGCUGUACAACGGUUCUCAGGCAUACAGUCCUGACCAGUAUGAUCCUUAUUAUGCUGUUUAUGACGAAGAUGGUGAAUUAUACAAAGAUACAGAUUAUGUGCAGCAAUAUAACGUAGGCUCACUCCGCCCGGCAGUCCAGCAGACGUACCGUGGCACGCCACCACCGGCUCGCCGACCUGUAGAGUCCUACACGCCCAGACCCGUACUCCCUGACGACUACGAUGACGCACUCAUUCAAGGACAGAUACCUAAUCAGAAUCAGUAUCAGACAGCUAUUCGUCAACAGACAAGGGGCGAUGUUAAUGAAUUGGGCUAUGAUCAUGUUCCAAGCAGCGUGAGAACAACUAUUUAUGAAGCUACAUCCCUAAGCACAACUCCUCCAACGACAAGCACUACCUUUACCACUACUACCACUACUACCACGACUUCUACCACAAAACGUCCAACCACUGCACCCUUCAAAGAAACAAUAACUGUGACUCGUUUUAGUCCAAGAUCGUCAACUGAUGAAAAUUCAUUUCGCGAUUCCAAUCCUAUCGAAAAGCGAACAAAUCUUAAUGAAUCCACCUCAACUCUUCCCGCAACUUUAUCCUCUCGUAUAAACUUUUCGUCCCAUGCAAAACCCUUUGAAAAGACUGACAACCUUAACAGGUUAGACGAUAACUUACCCUCGACUGAUAAUUUACCGACUCGCAAACCAGUUUCUAGAGUAACACCAAACAGUGAACAUAAUUUAAAAAUUGUUCAUGACAAUUAUAAACCUGUUAAUAAAAAAAUGAUAUCGUUAACUACAGGCUUUUCUAUUCGACGAAAUUCAAAUGAUACUGAUAAUCCUUACACAUUGACUGUAAGAACAAAACCGUUUGAACCAUUUACUGCGCCAGUUAAAUCUUCCAAUAACAAUGUUAAUAUUAAAAAACAAGAUAUCCAGAGGUAUUAUUACGAUGUUGACAAAUACGUAGAUAAUCAUAAUAUUGAAAAUGAUUCUAAUGUGACUACAUUAAAAAGUAACAAUAAUGAAAACGUAGAAAUCGCAGAAGUUAAGGAAGUGUCAAAACAUAAGCGACCCCACGUAAAAGUAACACCCACACCAAAAACAAAAAUAAGAAUUGAUACUACUCCGUCAACAACAGAUUCGACAAAGUUUUACCUCAAAACAGUACGUAAAAGGCCAGCAACAUAUACCAACCCUAUCGAAAAUACCGUUUCGUCAACAGAUAAUAUUAAGUUGGACGAUAUUGUAGAUUCAGCGAUUCAGGAUGAAGAAAAAAUUGAGAAAUUAGAAACCAUGCAAUCUAGUACGUCUAAGUUUUCUGAUGACCAACUAGACGAUAAAUACUUACAUAAUAGACAGUGGGAUGAAUCUGUUAUAUCACCCUAUGAAACGCUCAAUAACUUACGUAAUAAAGAGACCGAACAUGAUUUAGAAUAUACAUCAACAAGUACUACUAGCACAUUACCCCCGAGACAAUUCUUAGAUGGCUACGUUAACAGAGAUAAGCCAAUAACACAAAAACCCUCGUACUACACGUAUCGCGUUGCAGAUGAAGACGUCUCAGAUCAAACAACUGAAGUAUUUAAUGGGAGAGUAAGAAAUAUUAUUAAAACAUUUUUCAAUAGCUUUACAAGUACGCCCCAAUUUUUAGAAACAACAUCCCUCUUCUCAACACCCCUACCAAAAGAAGAAGUUGUUAAUAUUGGCUUUCAAAAAAAGAAAAUAAAGUAUGCUGAAGAUAAACCUGUUCGAAACAAUAUUAAAUAUCUACAAAUUAUUACUGAGCCAAGUGUAACAGAAAUUCUUCCAACUAUUGCAAAUCUCCCGGAACCGGUAUCUGAAGUGACCGAUUCAUUCAUAACAUCAACGUAUAAUACACCACCAGUUCUUCCUCCCAGACAAAGUGAAAAAAAACAGAGCCAUACGAGUAUAUUAGAGAGUUCAACUGUAAAUGAAUUUGUUAACAUACAAAAACCUAACUCUUACGAGUCUAAAUUCUCAAAGUUUGUAACACACAAACCAGACAAUUUCAAAUCUGCUAAGUAUACAAAGAUACUUAGCAAGGAACCUUUAGUUGACGAUAUAGUCACUACACAAGCUUAUGAUCGAUCAUCAACCACGACUUUGUCUAACAUUGAUAUUAAGUAUAGUACAAGUGCGAAGUCAAUGGAACUCCAACCAAUAAUAGUUAGCGACAUUGCUUCAACUACAAGCACGACUAAAUCGACGACAACGACAAAAACUGAUUACGACUUGACUUCGACUAAAAAUUUACCUUUCCCAACUCGGGUAUCGCGAGUCAAUCCCGCCAUAAAGUUAGCGGUGAAAACCCUUGGAGAUGGGCGCAGGAGUUAUCAAUCGUCGCCAAAUUGCUCAACAGACAACCGUCUGCAAGCGAAUCCAAAAUGCAACGAAAUCAAAUACCAGAGACCAAGCAACACACGUGGUCGCGGUUCCGCGCACUAUUCUACUGGAUCUGAUUCUCCUCAACAAACUCCUAACCGAGGAACUCCACCAACCCGCAGUCGUCCAACAUUAAAACCUUCAACUGCUAUUGUGUCUAAGACAGCUGAAGCCCCAGAUAUAUACACCAUACCUCCAAGCCGGCCCGCACCAGUAUACCCACAACCAUUGCCAGACAAAACCGCAGCCAAAUGCAGAAAGGACGUCUGUCUUUUGCCAGACUGUUUCUGUGGCGGAAAGGAUAUUCCUGGCGAUCUUCCCGUCGAGAGCGUACCGCAAAUAGUUGUGCUGACAUUUGACGAUUCGGUAAAUGAUCUCAACAAGGGAUUGUACUCCGACCUGUUUGAAAAAGGUCGUGUGAACCCCAACGGUUGUCCCAUCUCAGCCACUUUUUACGUAUCACACGAAUGGACCGACUACAGCCAAGUUCAGAAUCUUUAUUCAGCUGGACAUGAGAUGGCAUCACACACAAUAUCUCAUAGUUUUGGUGAGCAAUUUUCUCAAAAGAAAUGGAACAGAGAAGUAGGGGGGCAAAGAGAGAUAUUAGCCGCAUAUGGUGGAGUAAAACUAGAAGAUGUAAGAGGAAUGAGAGCCCCUUUCCUUUCUGUCGGAGGCAACAAGAUGUUUAAAAUGUUAUAUGAUUCCAACUUUACAUAUGAUUCCUCUCUACCUGUAUAUGAAAACAAACCUCCCAGCUGGCCUUACACGCUCGACUACAAAUUGUUCCACGAUUGCAUGAUUCCACCUUGCCCAACGAAAUCAUACCCAGGUGUUUGGGAAGUUCCUAUGGUGAUGUGGCAGGACCUGAAUGGUGGCAGAUGUUCUAUGGGAGACGCUUGUGCUAACCCAUCCGAGGCUGAGGGCGUCUACAAAAUGAUUCUGAAAAACUUCGAUCGUCAUUACACUUCCAACAGAGCACCAUUUGGUCUCUUCUAUCACGCUGCCUGGUUCACUCAGGCUCAUCACAAGGAAGGCUUCAUCAUGUUCCUGGACUUUAUUAACAAAAUGAAGGAUGUAUGGAUUGUCACCAAUUGGCAAGCCCUCCAGUGGGUCAGAGACCCUACUCCAAUAUCCAGGCUUAACAGUUUCCAGCCAUUCCAAUGCAAUUACCAAGGCCGACCGAAGAAGUGCAACAACCCAAAGGUCUGUAACCUUUGGCAUAAAUCCGGGGUACGAUACAUGAGGACUUGCCAGCCGUGUCCCGAGAUUUACCCCUGGACGGGAAAAACCGGUAUCAGAUCCUCGCGUAUCGACAACGAAAUUGAAGAUAAAUAAAUUUAAGAACUCGCAUGUUUUUGAUCCACUAACUUAGCCAACGUGGCAUGGAUCAAUAAGGCAGAAAUUGUUUUCUCCAAAGUGCCAUGAUGGUCACAAAGCAAACAAUUUCGUGUGAUUCGAAUUUGUAGUAAAUAAAUUUAAUAUAGGAAUUGUAUUGGAAACUGUGAUAUUGUAAGUUUUCAAUCAUCUAGGAUGAGAAACACUUCGAAAACUGCCUAUUUUAAGUUUGAUAGAUAAAUACUCGGUGCAAUGUUUUGCAAUAUAUUACAUAAUUAUCGAAUUUCAUUGCUUCAUGUUUCAAAUCUGAUAACUCUGGUACAAAAGCCAUAUUAAAAUUUAGACAUUUCUUGCCAGCUUUGUGGUUGACACUGCCUCUUUGUAAAUAUAGUUAUUUUAGCGUAGUUGUAUGAUUUUCUAGAAUGAAUGAAUUUAAAGUGGGUUGUGGAGACGUCUGUUUACAUCGCAUAGAUGAAACACACGUCUUUACGACUGAAAGUAUUCUAAAAUAACUCCGAAAAUUAAAUUUUGAAGCAAAAAGUCGAUUAUUAACGCUUGAUGCGAAGCUUUUGCUUGCGAUAUUUAUAACGAUUAGAUAAGUAUUGUAAAUAUAGGGUAAUAUUUAAUAUGUGUAGUUCCAUUUUGUACAAUUAUUUUUGUGAAUUCCUACCGAUGCGAUUCCCCGAUUUGACUUAUGCGUUGUUUAAGCAAAAUGUAAUGUGAUUUUUAUAAGACAUUGUAAUUUGAAAAUGAUCCAGAAUAAAAUUAUUUAAUUUGA